Momordica charantia (bitter melon) is the source of this 954-nucleotide messenger RNA. Its product is annotated as acid phosphatase 1. Lineage: Eukaryota; Viridiplantae; Streptophyta; Magnoliopsida; Cucurbitales; Cucurbitaceae. The record is from RefSeq and is a predicted model, not a curated record. Gene Ontology annotation, molecular function: acid phosphatase activity.
ACAAACCCAAUCUCCAUUUUCUUGGCCUUCAAAACUUCCCCACAAUCCCAUCCUCCCCUACCAUAUUGGCAAUAUGGCAAAUGUUGUGUCAUUUUGGGUAAUUCUUCUGCCAGCCUUGGCACCCUUCUYUGUGGGUGCAGAAUGGAACAUUUUGAGGCAAAAAAGCAGCAAUUUUGAUGUGGGUGACACCUUGAAAAUGUACUGUGAGAGUUGGAGAGUGAAUGUGGAGCUAGACAAUGUUAGAGGAUUUGAAGUUGUGCCUCAAGAAUGCAUCUCCCACAUCAAGAAGUACAUGACUUCUCCCCAAUACACUGCUGACUCUGAGAGGGCAAUUGAGGAGAUCAAGCUCUAUCUUAGCAGUUGUUGCACCCUUGAAGGCGAUGGCACUGAUGCUUGGAUCUUUGAUKUUGAUGAUACCCUUUUGUCCACCAUUCCAUUCUUCAAGAAGCACGCUUUCGGGGGAGAAAAGUUGAAUGCAACAGCGAUGGAGGAAUGGAUGAAAAGCAGCAAGGCACCAGCUCUUGAGCAUUCAUUGAAGCUCUUCAAUCUCAUCAGAGACAAAGGGGUUAAAAUUUUUUUGAUCUCUUCAAGAAGGGAACACCUCAGAUCUCCAACUGUUGAUAAUCUGAUCCAAGUUGGAUACCAUGGAUGGUCUGCUCUCACAUUGAGGGGACUUGAAGAUGAAAGAAAGGAAGUGCAGAAGUUCAAGAUAGAAGCAAGGCAAAGGCUUGUUGAUGAAGGCUAUCACAUUUGGGGCAUUGUUGGUGACCAAUGGAGCAGUUUUGAGGGUCUUCCCACUGCUAAUAGAAGAUUCAAGCUCCCCAAUUCCAUGUACUAUGUGCCUUAACUUCUCUCUCUAUAUUUUAAUAAAAUAUGUAUCAACUUUUAUUUUGUGUGAGAGGUGAAAUGGACUUGGUAUUACUUAAUUAUAAAUAUUAUAAGUAUUAAUUGUCA